AGAACACAUCAGUUCGAUUUUGUUUGUGCGCGAGCAAACUUAUGUUUGGGUUGUACGGUGUUAUCAUUUUUUAAUGACAGAUUAUUCUGUACAUUAAAUCUAAAGUUUUUUUUUUAAAAAUAAAGUGCUUCCUUCAACUCGUAUUAUAGUUAUGUACCAGUUGACGAAAAUCGACACGAAUGGAGUACUCGUAAUAAUUGUUCGAUAUAACGUCCAACAGUAGGUAGUACUCGAUUAAAUUUAUGCUCGACGAAAAUUUUGAUGUAUUGCCUUUUCUCAGAAGAAAAACUGUCUGGAAUUUUACACUUUGAAUUUGCUCACGCUAUUUUAUCACGUAGGUAAACUAAACGACAAAAUAUGACGAAGAAAUUCGAAUUCAAUUGGCAUAUCCCAGUGCCCGAACCACUGCUAACAGGUUGUGUAUUUGAUCGAUGGACUGAAGAAAAAGAUUCUAGCGAUUACGAACAAAGCUGUUUAUUCAAAGUCGACGAACACGGAUUUUUCAUAUACUGGAAAAGCGACACUAAAGACGGCGACGUGAUCGAAUUAUGUCAAGUGAGCGAUAUCAGAGCCGGAGGAUUGCCCAAAGAUUACAAAUUACUGACGACGUUGGCCAACAAACAUGGAGAUAAUUUGGAUGAGAAAUCUUUGACUAUAUGCAGCGGUACCGAUUACAUUAACAUCAAUUACCAACAUAUAAUUUGUCCAGAUGCUGAAACCGCCAAGAUAUGGCAAGAAGGGUUGAGAAAAAUCACGCAUAAUAAUAAACAGAAUAAUGUAUGCGUUCGUACUAAUCUAAUGAAACAUUGGAUGAGACUUGGUAUGCUGGUGGAAGUAAGCGGUAAAGUUCCAGUUAAAGUUAUAGCACGUACUUUCGCAUCUGGUAAAACUGAAAAAAUGGUAUAUCAGUGUUUAUCGGAUUUAGGACUACCAAGUGGAAAGAAUGAUCUGAUCGAGCCGGCUGAUUUCACGUUCGAUAAGUUCUACGAAUUGUACCAUAAAAUUUGCCCUAGGAACGAUAUCGAAGAAUUAUUUCAAUUUGUAACACAAGGCAAAGCGGAUACCAUAAACGUGAACCAAUUUAUAAAUUUUUUAAACGAAAAACAACGAGAUCCAAGACUAAACGAAAUACUUUACCCGUUAUACGACGAAAAACGAGCCAACGAGAUCAUCAACGAUUACGAACCCAACGAAGAGCUACGUACCGAAAAAAAACUUUCGAAAGAAGGAUUAAUUCGUUAUCUGAUGUCGGAUGAAAACGCUCCGGUAUUCUUGGAUCGAUUAGACUUCUACAUGGAUAUGGACCAGCCUUUAGCUCAUUACUAUAUUAAUUCUUCUCAUAAUACCUACCUAAGUGGAAGGCAAUUUGGUGGUAAAUCUAGCGUCGAGAUGUACCGACAAGUUCUUCUGGCCGGUUGUCGAUGCGUGGAAUUGGAUUGCUGGGAUGGUAAAGGCGAAGACGAAGAGCCUAUAAUUACUCACGGUAAAGCGAUGUGUACCGAUAUUCUGUUCAAGGAUGUCAUUUACGCUUUAAGAGAUACCGCAUUUGUUACGUCCGAAUUCCCAAUUAUUUUAUCGUUCGAAAAUCAUUGCUGCAAAAGUCAACAAUACAAGAUGGCAAAAUACUGUGAUGAAAUUUUGGGAGAUUUAUUGCUAAAGGAAUCGUUACCAGAUUAUCCGUUGGAGCCCGGAGCGCCGCUUCCUCCGCCGAGUGCGCUCAAACGAAAAAUCAUGAUAAAAAAUAAACGCUUGAAGUUAGAAGUCGAGAAGCAAGAGUUGGAAUUAUUCAGGCAAGGUCAGUUCGUCAUCGAAGAUGAAGAAAAAGAAGACGCUACCGCUCCAGCGUCAGCAAAUCCACCCGAAGAGAAAAAGGCGGAAGCUGAAGGUGCUGCUGAGGAGAUAGCCCCCGCCGCUGUACAACAUUCUGGCUCAACAACCAAUGUUCAUCCUUGGUUGUCGUCCAUGGUGAAUUACGCUCAGCCAAUCAAGUUCCAAGGAUUCGACGUUGCAGAAAGCAAAAACAUCCACCAUAACAUGAGCUCGUUCGCGGAGACUGCUGGUCUGGGCUAUUUGAAAUCUCAAGCAAUCGAAUUCGUAAACUAUAACAAACGACAAAUGAGUAGAAUUUACCCGAAGGGUACUAGAGCUGAUUCGUCGAAUUAUAUGCCCCAGGUGUUCUGGAACGCAGGUUGUCAAAUGGUCUCGCUGAAUUUUCAAACAUCCGAUUUACCGAUGCAAUUGAAUCAGGGAAAAUUCGAAUAUAAUGGAAAUUGCGGUUACCUACUGAAACCAGAUUUCAUGCGUCGGGUUGAUAAACAAUUCGAUCCUUUUGCAGAAACACCAGUGGACGGUGUGAUUGCCGCUCAGUGUGCUGUACAGGUCAUCGCUGGUCAGUUUUUAUCCGAUAAAAAAGUUGGAACAUACGUCGAAGUGGAUAUGUACGGUUUACCGACGGAUACCAUUCGAAAAGAAUUUCGUACCAGGCUCAUUCCUAGUAAUGGUCUGAAUCCUAUUUACAACGAAGAACCAUUUCUAUUCCGUAAGGUUGUGUUACCAGACAUGGCUGUGAUUCGAAUCGGCGUUUACGACGAGAAUAAUAAACUACUUGGUCAACGUAUUCUUCCACUGGAUGGAUUACAAGCUGGCUAUCGGCAUAUUUCGCUACGAACCGAAGCUAAUUUCCCUAUGUCUUUGCCGAUGUUGUUCUGUAAUAUUGAAUUGAAAAUUUACGUUCCUGAUGGUUUUGAAGACUUCAUGGCUGCCUUAUCGGAUCCUCGAGCGUUCUUGUCAGCUCAAGAGAAAAGAGCUCAGCAAAUGAAAGCUAUGGGAAUCGAGGAAACGGAUAUCAAGGAUGUUCCUGGAGGAAAUUCAUCGGCUGCAGCCAGUAGCGGAGGUGCAGCUCCAGUUAAAAAAGGCAGUAAAACUAAAAAAGAAGAGGAGAAAAAAGAGGAAAUAGUCUUUGAACCGAUCACUUUGGAAACAUUACAAAAUGAGAAAAGUUUCCAAAAAACCAGCCGUAAACAAAAGAAAGAACUGGAUACAUUGCGUAAGAAGCACUUGAAAGAAAAGGUUGGCAUUCAAAAGCAGCAGUGCACUACUAUCGAUAAGGCAAUCAAGGGUAAAAGCAAAGCUGAUCUAAUUAAUGACGCUGUGAUAAAAAAGAUGAUAGCUGAUCAAGUAAUGCAGUGGUCCGAGAUGAUCGAGCGACAUAGAAAACAGGAAUGGGAAUUGUUGAAGAAUCAAGUCACCCAGCAACGUGAAUCAUUGGACAAGGUCAUCGAAUUAGUUCAAAUCAAUCAAAUCAAACAGUUGGAGGCGAAAUAUGAAAGAGACUUGAAACAAAUGAACACUAACCAAGCUAAAACAUCUGUUGAAACGAUGAAAGAAGUACAGAAUGACAAGACUCUCAAGACGAAAGGUGACAAAGACCGAAGAUUGAGAGAAAAACAACAAAAUAACACUAAAAAAUUCAUGGAAGAACGAAAAACUUUACAGAUUAAGCAUGGCAGAGAGAAAGAAAAAUUAACAGCGAAGCACGAGAAACAAAAGCAAGAUCUUAACAAAGAAGUGAAUGAUUUGCUGGAAAUGUAUAAGAAUGAGGAAAUCGAGUACGAACUUACAUCAAAAACUGAAUUCUUUGCUUAAUCUCAGAUUUGUGUCCCUGCUACUUCUGCGUGCUCCAUCUAACACAUAUAAGAAGUCUCUUAAUUUAUUAAGGGGUAACUUUAUUCCUCCUCUUCAUUACUAUAGGAGUUUGCACGUACAUAUCUAUAGGUUAAACUAAGUUACAAUUUGUUAUUUUUUGCAAUUAAUCAAAUUGAGAACUGUUAUAUAUUGUUAUCUCGUUUCCAAGUAGUAAGUAUAAGUACAAUCUACUUCCAACCGAAUCUAGUCACUUAAUUCUGGUCGUCCGAACUACCCCAACUAUUGAAUAAUUUGCUCCCAUUCCUUUGUUUUGUCAAUACCUACCUGAUUUGUUAAUGUAUACAUCUACAUAAUACAUAGAAGACACUCGAUCAGGGUUCAUUUUUUCAUUUUAUUAUUCUCAUCUAAGUAGAAUAAAGAGGUGCCUAUCCUUCUUAUUAUAAUUGCAUUCUAUCGUCAGUUUAUCGUUGUACCAACCUCAACUUGGUUUUUGUUUCAUUAUAAAUAUUCGUAAUUAUUUUAUUGUUUUUAUUUCAUUACGAAUAAAUUGUAUUUUCUAGAAA
Molecule: messenger RNA, 4208 nt
Organism: Planococcus citri (citrus mealybug)
Lineage: Eukaryota; Metazoa; Arthropoda; Insecta; Hemiptera; Pseudococcidae
Product: 1-phosphatidylinositol 4,5-bisphosphate phosphodiesterase-like
Exons: 23
Coding region: 358-3645 (1095 amino acids)
Biological process (GO): lipid metabolic process; release of sequestered calcium ion into cytosol; phosphatidylinositol-mediated signaling
Molecular function (GO): calcium ion binding; phosphatidylinositol-4,5-bisphosphate phospholipase C activity
Source: RefSeq, a predicted model, not a curated record